CAUUUGUCAGUUGUCACCUCCUUGGAGUAAUAUUGUUCUGUGGUUGUCACUUGUCAGUUCAUCGUCACCAAUCAGGUUACCUACAGUAUGUUUAUGAAACUAAAAAAUGAGUGAAGAAUUAAAAAUAUUAAAACAAGGCGCUGAGGCGAAGUUAUACAUCUGCAAUUACCUGGGAAAACCAACAUUAAUCAAGGAGAGAUUUAAAAAGAAUUACAGGCACCCUGACUUAGACGCAUCAAUCACUAAAGAGAGAAUAAAAAAUGAAGCCAGAUCUAUAGUACGUUGUAAAACAGCGGGAGUUAAAACCCCAGCUUUGUAUCUAGUAGAUUUUGAGCGACGACGUAUUUAUAUGCAACAUUUCCUACAGAGUAUUACAGUGAAGGAUUUCAUUGUAAACUUAAAAAGUUCAACCAACCAGUGUGACAUAACUGCCUUAGAUGUGUAUGCGGAUAAAAUUGGCGAAAUAAUACGUAGAAUGCAUGAAAAUAACAUAAUUCAUGGUGAUUUAACUACAUCAAAUAUGUUGCUUGUUGAAAAAGAUCCUACUGGCAGCGAAGAAAAUUCCAAAUGGUUGGAAUAUAGUAAUGUAGACUUGGUUCUUAUAGAUUUUGGUCUGUCUUUCAUUGAUUCUAGUGCAGAAGAUAAAGGUGUUGACUUAUAUGUUCUUGAGCGAGCAUUAAUAAGUACACACAAUGACUAUCCAAAUCUGUUUAAUAGAAUAUUCAAUGCCUAUAAAAGUUAUAGUAAGAAUAAUAUAAAGGAAAUUAUUAGCAAGUACGAAGAUGUAAGAGCUAGAGGAAGAAAAAGAACUAUGGUAGGAUAAGUGAAUUUAAGAACUUUUAAUAAAUAAAUUUGAUAAGGUUAAUUCA
Pararge aegeria (speckled wood butterfly) is the source of this 869-nucleotide messenger RNA. It is a transcript of the gene Prpk, whose product is annotated as EKC/KEOPS complex subunit TP53RK. NCBI's taxonomy places the organism in Eukaryota, Metazoa, Arthropoda, Insecta, Lepidoptera, Nymphalidae. Gene Ontology annotation, biological process: protein phosphorylation. Gene Ontology annotation, molecular function: ATP binding; protein serine/threonine kinase activity. Bases 107 to 823 code for a protein of 238 amino acids. The record is from RefSeq and is a predicted model, not a curated record. Gene Ontology annotation, cellular component: EKC/KEOPS complex; cytosol; nucleus. The transcript is spliced from 2 exons.